AUGGCCACAAUCGAAUAUCCUCCUCAUCACCACCAACUCGGUGACGCUCAUUGCACUUAUCUAUACUAUCUGGGCAGGAGAGCCGAACACUUCGACAAAGGGAUGCACACAGAUACUUUCCACGCCAUAUUACUUUCUCUGACGAUUGCUGCAGCACCGGCUCUUGAGGCGAUCAAGUACAAGACGCCAGAGCACUACAAUGCAGAGUUCAGGCAAACGAACAAGUGGCGAGGUCCGCCUGGGAAUCAUUCCAACGCUGUCGACGUCGCGUGGCAUGAGAUCGAAUUGGGCGCGGGUGGGAUCUGGGUCUCUGAGGAGGAAGUAAAUCUGUUGAACAUGACAGACUCGGCAGAGCUUCCCUUCCACAAAGUUCCCGAAGAACAAGGCGGGGGUUACCUGGCCAUGCUCGAGGUCUUCCAUCUGCUGCACUGCUUGAAUUCACUGCGAAUGGGCUUGUUCUAUAAUUACGAGCAUUAUAAGUUCCUUGACGAAGGUGUUCCCGACGAGAAUAUCUAUACUCACCAUGACCACUGCAUCGAUAUGCUCCGGAUGAACCUUAUGUGCUACGCGGACGUCACCCCGGCCCUAUUUGUCGACCCGCUCAGCAAUCCCCUGCGCAGAGACGCGCUGCCCAACUGGUCAUCUAUGCACACUUGCAGAGACUUUGACGCGAUAUUGGAUUGGAACAAGCACGGUCCUAGAUCGGUACGUUGGCGUGAUGCCGGUGCCAAUCCGGCGUGGGAUCCGAAUCUUGAGGGUGCAGAGCAACCGUUCCCGCCUGAGGGACAUGCGGAAGAAGGUCACCAUCACGGGUAG
Molecule: messenger RNA, 816 nt
Organism: Colletotrichum chrysophilum
Lineage: Eukaryota; Fungi; Ascomycota; Sordariomycetes; Glomerellales; Glomerellaceae
Exons: 4
Coding region: 1-816 (271 amino acids)
Biological process (GO): mycotoxin biosynthetic process
Source: RefSeq, a predicted model, not a curated record